Scatophagus argus is the source of this 11245-nucleotide messenger RNA. RefSeq names its product microtubule associated protein 4 like (gene map4l). Gene Ontology annotation, cellular component: neuron projection. Gene Ontology annotation, biological process: microtubule cytoskeleton organization; neuron projection development. The record is from RefSeq and is a predicted model, not a curated record. Bases 279 to 3890 code for a protein of 1203 amino acids. Lineage: Eukaryota; Metazoa; Chordata; Actinopteri; Scatophagidae. Gene Ontology annotation, molecular function: microtubule binding. The transcript has 17 exons.
UGUGCCAUUUACUCAAGUAAUAAUGUCUGAACACUUCUUGUUUUCAAGUCUUUUCAAUUUUUUACAAACAUCUUUGUGAGAAAAGCCCUUUUCUUCAAGGUUUUUGCAGCAUGUUCGUAUUUCUAACUUGUUUUGACAGGAAAUUUUAUUAUACACAUAUAUAUAUUUAUUAAUUUAUUUUGGAAUGAUAUUCAUGAUAUUCUAGAAAGAUGGUGGUUUACCAUGGUAACAGCCCAAGAAAUAGAGCCUCAGAAUAGUAAUUCUCAUUUCAUAGUCACAUGUCCCAUGCACCCUUUGGUCGUGACCUCUCUCGCUACAGGAUGUCCAUACAAGCGUUUGAUCCUCCUUCAAUCUGCAUCAACAGUAUCUGUAUGGAAAGGUGUGAAGUGGUCAGUCGCAUUCAAGUCAACAGGACUAUGGACCUGAGCCUGCGAGAUGCUCUGGGUGGGGGUGGAGGUGGGGUCCCGGGUGGGGCCCCUGCUGAGGCCCUGCUGAAGAGAGACUUUGUCGCCUCGCUGGAGAAAGAGAGCUAUGAUGACAAGGUGGGAGAGACGGUCUCCAAGAGCGACUACCGACCCCUGCUGGAUGGAAAGGACACCAAAAGCGGUCCAGGGAUGAUGUCGUCAAUGAUGUCAUCAGCGGGACGCCAAGACCCACCAGGACAGCCUGCCUUCAGCUCUGACUACCUGUCUGGUCCUAUGAUGGGUGGGAUGACAGAUCAGUGGCGCCUGAUUAAGACAAAGGACAGCUCAUUUCUAGGCUUCGCUCAGUCUGGAAUGGGAGGGACCAUGGGGUCCGGCCUGCCACCGUUCCAGACCAGUAUGAGCACCACUCUCGGCCAGACUGGGGUGGGGUCAGCUAUGGAUACUCAGAAGACUUCAGGCUUGUUUGGUAUGGAAAGCAAAACUACCAGCAAUACCAGUGGAAGCAGCCCAUUUAAGAACAACAGUGAUCAGAUUUCUUCUGGUGGUCCGGGAACCCACUCUGUGGAUCAUUCUACAGCUCCCAUCCUAUCUCCCAGUGGUUCAGUGGAUGACAGCAGUCCCACUUCCUCCAACUCAGAACCCCUCAGCCCUGAGAGAGUGGGGCUGGGAGGCGAAGCUGGCAAGCAACAGCAGAGACGGAAGAAGAAGAAGAGGAAGAGCCAUGACGAGGUCUACGACUUCUUGAAUAGCCAAGAGAAUAACAUCGGCCAAUCAGACAAGUAUGGACUGCUGGAUAAGAGCAGACGAGAGGUGGAGGAGGACGAGGACGAAGAUGAGAACUGGGAGUGGGAGAUCAGAGAGAGUGGAGGAGGGGGUAGAGUGAAAGGCAAGAAGACUAAGACCCGUGCAAGACUUCCUGAGGAGUGGGGAGCACCCCAACAGCCUAUCUCACCUACGGCGGGAACAGUCGCACCUGCCGGGGAAGAUACUGCCAAAUCUGGUCCUUCCGACUCCAGAGGUCCAAACUUAAGCCCUGGCCCUGUUUUGCCCUCUGUCCCUGCACAAAUAUCCACAAAUUUCACAAAUCGUUCCCUUGUAACAGAUUCAUCUUCACGCUCCUACGAGCCAAUGUGUGUAGAUUAUUUCCCUACGCCUGAUAAAGUUUGUCAGAAAGAAAAUGAAGAGAAAGUUUCAACCAGCAAACCUGAACUUAGCAGUUGUGCACCAACCAGCAAGAGUAAUGUAGCUGGAGGUGUGAGCAAUAGUCUAUCAUUGAUGACAGGAGACAAUCUGAGCCCAGUGUCCCAGACCUUCUCUUUCCUGGAUUCAGUCCUGCAGACCCCUCCAGGCUCCACUCCGGAUUCACAGACCACCACCCCUAUCACCAAUACCCCCUCCCUUGUUACUGCUGCCCUGACAAAGUCCAGCCCAACAGAAACCACUUUUCCUGUUUCACAAGUUAGUUCUGUUUUGAAUCCCACCAAGAACACUCCAGACCUUUUUCCUGCUUUGUCCACCAACCCAUCUCCCUUAACAAUCACUCACCCUCCAACAGUUGGAUCAGCCCUCAGCAUCGAUGCCAAGCCUUUAGUCCCCUCAACUACACUUCUGUCCUCCACAAAUACACCUAGUACAAUCGCAGCCACUCCUGCUGUUAGUACAGUAGCAGCAGCCUCCACAGGAACCGCUGUUGUGCCCACUACCACCUCAACUAUGGUCCUCAGCUCCUCAGCUUCUUCCUGUAAGAAUGAAGCCACUCCUGUAUCACCACGAGACACUCCUUCCCAAAAUAUAGCCACACCCAUUAGCCUAGCACCAGCCACUCCCCCCACCUCCAUCACUCCCACAGUCCAACCCUCUCUUCCUGCACACUCUGAGCACCAGGAGUCCUCGUCGUCAAAGCUCCCCCCACUGGAAGUGAAAUCUGACAACAAGGAAAAGCAGGAGAAGACAGACAUCAUGUCCAGCAAGACAGACAAGAUAGAAACCUUUGACAAGAAAGGGAAGGAAGAACAGCAGAAGCAGGACAAUGGCCCAGACAAGAACCAGAAGUCUGAGAAGAUUGUCAAAGAUGAAGAAAAGAUGAAGAAGAUGAACGCAGAGAAAAACAACAAGGCCAGUGAGAAAGCAGAGAAGAUGGACAAGCCAGAGAAGACCAACAAAGAUGAGAAGAAGGAAGAGGAGAAGAAACCAGCUGAGAAGAAGGAGGAGAAGGGAGGGAAAGGGAUAGCCAAGUCUCCAACAGGCAACGGCAGCAAGACUUUGCCAAGUCCUGACAGCAAGAGCAAGCCUGACGUGGGUUCAACAAAACCAAACUCAGCUAAAUCCCGCCCGUCUACCCUCUCCACCAAUGUUGAGGCCACCUCAGCCAAACGCCCAUCCCCCACCACAGCCUCAGCCAAUAAAAAAAGCCCUGUUCCCAAGGUGACCACACCUACUGCUGCCAAGCGGCCACCAACGGCAACUGGCUCCCCCAAUGUUGCCAAGACUCCAGAAAAUGCUACAGCUGAGAAACGCCCACCUGUGCCAAAGGCCACGCCCACACCCCGUACAGCUGCCAGUAAGAAUGGCUCCUCUGCUGCUGCUGCAAGUAAACCUGCUGCGAACAAGAAUGACAAGACUGAGAACAAGACAGGAGAGCCCAAGAAAGCCAAACCUACAGCCCGUCGCCCGGCCUCCACCACUACUCCUGCUACUCCAGCUGCCUCCACUAAUGGUGAAGCCACCUCUACUCAUCGCCGCCGGGUCAUCACCAAACCCCCCGUGCCCAAGCAGACCCCUGUGGAGAAAAAGCCACCGGUACCCCGUGCUCCGCGAACCCCUCGACCCAUCAAUGCUCCGACACCUGACCUUAAAAACGUUCGCUCUAAGAUUGGAUCCAUUGAUAAUAUCAAGUACCAGCCUGGUGGAGGAAAGGUCUCCUCCACCCAGAACAACAAGGCAUCAGACCCCUCCACCCCUGCCGCCAAGGCCAGAGUUCAGAUAGUGCACAAAAAGCUGGACUUCAGCCAUGUCACGUCUCGCUGUGGCUCCAAGGACAAUAUCAAACAUGUCCCUGGAGGUGGCAAUGUGCAGAUUCUCAAUAAGAAGGUUGAUGUAAGCAAAGUGACAUCCAAAUGUGGCUCCAAGGACAACAUCAAACACAAGCCAGGUGGAGGUGAUGUGAAGAUUGAGUCCCAUAAGCUAAACAUUAAAGCUAAGUCUAAGGUUGGAUCUAUGGACAACGUGGGACCAGGCAAUGGACAGACCAAUGGACACAAGGAGGAGAAAACAGAGGAGAAGACAUCUUCACCUCCAACAACAGGACCAGCAGCCGCUAAGGCGACAGCACCAGGAGGUGUUGCCAAGGAAAAUGGGGUGAAGGAGCCCACACCUUCUCCUUUUGGAGGAGACGGACUGAGGGAGCCCCUUAGCAUAGACAAACGCAUUGCUGAGACAAGUGGACUGAGUCCCAGUGACCGGUAGAUUUUGGUGGGACAUUCAUGGCGUUCGCCAACUCACCAAUCAACCAACCAACCAACCUACCACGGCGCAGUCACUUCCCUCUGGCCCCGUCCUUCAUCUUGCCCACCGCAGCACCGAACUGACCGAUCGCCUCUCAGUGUUUCUCUGGGGUCCGCCUGCCAGCUUCCUGCUAUCAACCCUGACCUUUGACCUCUCAAUGCCCUCGAGUUGACCUACCGCAGAGAGGAGCACUUGUUGUUUGUCUGUGUUUCUCCAUGUGGGGUUCCAUCCGCUUCUCAACUGAUAAAUUUCCCUUUUAAGCACCGAUUUAGAGGACUUCAACCUCAAACCCCAAAUGCAACAACCCCACUGCGAUAAAUCCACUAUAGUAGUCAGUGCUGUUUGGAAAUAUACUGAGCAUAGAUUCCUUCUUGGAAAAUUUACACUGUCCUUGGAUAGCACACACCCCUGCCUGAGAUCUCUACCACCUUGGGCUAAUCUGUGGUUCCUCUUGCAGACCUUCACAAUUUAAAUCCACUUUGAUCCUCCACCUUCUUUAGCACACCCGUGCUGGGACUGCUAUUUUCUCCACCUCCAUCCCCAGUUCGUGUUCACCUAGCUCCAGAUCACAGCCUGCUACUGGCCAGCAGUCAAAUCUGCUUUAAGUCAACGCAUUCCAGAUUUCCAACCUCUCAGCAUUUAUUUCAAAAUCUACAGUCUCUACAGCACUGCACAUUGUCUCAUUAUCGAUAAUUCUACAGCUCACUCAUCAAACAGUAUCUCCCAUUACGUCUCUUAGUAUCAAUGCACCAGUUUGUCUCCCCUAACUAUAUUACCAUAAGGCUUCUUUAUCUCUGGACUAUUAAUGUUGUGAUACUUGCAAUUAGCAGUGACCGGUGCAGAGGACAUGGGAUUAUGUACAGUAAAGGGGAAACUGUUGGAGAAGAUAGGAAAUAGAUCUGAAGAUAUCGAAUAAGUUCGAAAUAAGUGCAGGAAGUCAGUGCAGAAGCUUUUAUGAUGUCAGACAAUUCCUGUGCUGUGUUUAAAGAAAAGAUGCAGUCGUUGAAACUAGGAAAUUUAGAAGCCACAAUAAAGCAGGCAACUCUUACUACACUUAGAAACACUUAAUGAUGUUAGUGCAUGAUAAUCAAGAGAGGUGGGUAAGCUGACGAUGGAGCUCUGUCGCCUUUCUGAGUAGAUUUAACUCAAAAAGGAUUUAGAACUGAACACAGAUUUUUAAUCUUGAAGCCAGAUAUUUUUUUAAGUUAAGAUCACAGUAUUUAAGUCUGAAGUAGUCAAAACAAAUUCAAGGUGAAGGAGUUAUUUUAAAUAGGAGUAUUUAACCCUCAAUUGUAAUACCUUAAACUGCUUGCUGUUGCACUUCUUAGUCAAGCAUUAUAAAAGCAUUAAUGCACAGUAUAUUGUAUGUAGCACAAACAUUGUAUGUUUUUUUUUUUUUUGCCGUGGACAGUACCAACCACAGUGUCACAAACUGCUGUGCAAAGUCUCAAUUAAAAUGGCAAGAUGUCAUGGCAAACGAUUUAUUACAAUGAAAUCGUAAUGAUCAGUUGUUUCAGUCAUGCAGGCAAAGCAAAACUGUGCCAGUCUUUUGCAUCAAGUUCAACUUAGUGAAUUAUGACACACUAAUUUGCAUAGUCAACUAAUCUUACUUACCCACCUCUGUUGGCGUAUAAGCUGCUGCACAGAAGAGGAGUGGUUUGCAGACAGUUAGGAGUUCAUUGUACAAAUACAUGUCUGAAUAAACUGUGUGAGCAUAUUCUCCAGUGAAUAACUGUACUAACAAGCUCGCUAACUAUUAAUGAGCAGGCUUGCUAGAUUUCUUCAAUACCUGUUUUCAGUAAGUGAAAGAAAAUGAUGUACAGUCCUGAGAACAAAUUGCUAGGGGUAGUGAACAGCACAGUUCAGAGAGAAAGUAUAAAAACCUGAGAGAGCUGGUUAGGGUCUUAGCAGCUUGCCACAGUAAUUUGCUAACUAGCCUUGCAAGUAGUAAGUCACCAAGCUUUAGUAUAACCACAUAUUCCUAAGGAAGGUGCGCAAACAAAUUUUACCAAGCCACUUUCUGGUGUGACUAGGCCUUAAUUCACUACACUAUUCUUUAUUCUUUAUUCGUUUAGUCUUCAUGCAGAUUCCCGUUAGCUUCCCUAGUAGUCUUCCUGGGAUACAAUAGCUUGAAUAUUAUGUCAUAUUUGUUUUACACAGGUCAGGUCUGCAGAAUUUAUGACACACCUCUUGAGACAUCGAGCAUGGUAGCGCUUCUUAAUGUUACUUAACAUUUCAUUCUGCUCAUGAAACUGAUCCUCUUUCAUUUAGAUUAGUUCUGGUCACAUGAUUUUUAGCACAAGUGCACAGACUACCGUGGACGUUUCAGCGCUGCAGUGUCGUUCAGUUUGGGUUGAUGAUAGUAAAAGAAAAAAGGAAAAAAAAAACCAAAAAGCACCUUAAACAACUGACUUUCAGUGUAAGACAUAUAUAAGCCCUUAAGCAUUUAUUCUGAAUAAGCUCACACUCAUAUGUCAGUCCCCUUGUAUGGCAUAACAAUGGCACUAAACCCUUUACUCUUACUCUUACUCUUAAUCUUUUCAAUGAGACUGUCUCUGUCACGGCACAAUGUAACCCUCUUCCCCUGCACCAUAACUCUUUGGUUCCCACACUCCAUUGUAUCCCACAGUGCCACUUACACACCAAAAGACUUUCCUGUGAGGGACCCCAGCUGUCACCCUGAGCUGUGUCUAGCAUUUACAGUUCAUAUGUGGCUAUUAGAGACAGACAGACAGACAAGCACAAGUGGCGCUUCCUGGGCAUGUGGUUCACCCCAGUGUAGAGGGGGUGGGGCUAGAAGAAGUCAUCCCAAUAGCCAGUGCGUCUUAGAAUCCUCUCUGUGAAACCUGCUAACUUUCUUCACACACAAACACACUUUCACAUGAGCACAGAUUUACAUCUACAGGAAAGCACACACACACACACUUGUUGGUGUGCAUGCACACAUAUUCACACUCAGAAAUCCCCAUAUAUACACACAUACAGUAUGAUACAAACACAAAUCAGCACCCUAAUAUAAAAACGGUAUGCUAUUCAUAGAAGCAUUUCUUUGUUCUAGAAUGAAACCAACUCUUUAUUGUAUUUUGGUGGUCUAUGCUGAUAUUGUUAAAACAAUGAUGAGCUGUGUUGGUGUGUUGUUCCUAUCAUACCCAUUGUCACACAUUUUCAUCAUAGACUCGCUUUAUCCUGCCUAUUUUUCGUCCUUUUCCUCUACCUAACUGUCUGACAGCAGUACAGUGAUCUUAGUUAGGAACGCCUCUUGUUACCUACAUGUACGCGUGACAUACAAACAGAGAGGGAUGGACACGGACAGAGAACAACUACUGAAGUUAAUAGGUAGUUAAGCGAGGAACUGGUUCACUUGCAGGAAGACCUGUCAGUUGAAGGGAAUAGUGUUACAUUCGUGGCAAGACUGAAAUUGGCCAUUUCUUUGCAAUGUUGUAGUGAUGUACGGAUUUAUUUAUUAGAGACUGUUCAGCAGGUUAAACUCUAGGCUACUAUCAAGCCACUUGAAGUGAUAACUAGGUGAGCAUUUCUAGUAGUAAAUAUGUUACUACACUGGACAGCAGUUUACCAGCUCCAAAAUGCCAUGAAUGCAGCAGUAUUUAGUAAAGCAGAAGCAAGAACAGCCUGCAUAUACUGUGGUUUGGACCAUCUAGUGAACAAAUCUGUACUUGUAAAAUACAGACUCAAUUUCAAGCAAUGAAAACAUUGAAAUGGUUGUAGUAAACUCACAAUUGUUGAUGAGAAAUAGGCAUAAAGUUGUAAAGGACAUUAUUUUUGCUCAGUUUUGACAAUUGUUAGAUGUCUUAAAUGAUCUAGUGUGGAGGGAAAAAAAGCAACAUUUUUUUCAACUUUUUGUAUUAUUUUAAGAAAUCACCUAAAUUCAGGUUUGACAUUUUAGAUUUCAUUAAAACAACACUGUGAUGUGACUUUGAUUUAUAGACCAAAAGCAUUGUUAUGUGUCACAACAGUAAGAUGAGUAGAAACAGCCAUCUUGAUGGAGAAGGCCUUGUAUACUCACUGUUAUACUAUGCAUUGUGCAUUAAAGGCUGGGUCGGUCUCCGCUGAAACUAUGAAGGAUUAGUGACGUGUUUGUGGUGUGUUGCCGUAGUUGUCAGAUGUGUGAAGUGUUACUACUGCAUCCAUCCUGUAGAGAGCGCUGCUUAGCCUCUGGAACACUGAUAGUCUGGCUCCAUGACUUAACAAAGGCUGAGUGAGAAACCUUACAUCACCAGAAGCUUCGGUAAAAUUACAUACUGUUUUCAUUUAAAUAAGCCUUGACGGCCAAACUAUAUUGUUGUGUCUAGAAUACUUAAUACUAUCUAAAUCAUAUUAGUUAUGUACAGUUCCCCUUAAAGCUCAAAGGCAUUGUGCACUUUGAACACAGUAUUGUUCAUUUAUUGAUGCACUGAAGUGAAAAAAAAGUUGCUUUACUGUAUAUUGGUAAAACUUUGUCAACUGUGUACUGUACAUGUGUGCUUUUGGGAGCAAAACAGUCUUGGUAGUUAGGUACUUAAGAUAAUCAAUGAGCAAGUGAUCAAAUAGUCGACAAUAACUAAAACUAAAAGUAACAUACAAGCAUAUUUAAUAUUGUACUGUUCCUUCCAAAUCAUUCCCAUGAGUUGCCUAAAUGCAAACAUGAUACAUGACUGAUGUGUGGGUCAGAUAUGAAAAUGAUAAUGUGAAUCUUUCUUCGGGAAUAGAAGAACAAAGGGAUGAAAGCACUUUGAUAGGUGUUGACCAUGGUUUGUGUGUUGGAGCAAGUUGUAGUCUUAAUGUGUGUUGGAAGCUCAGUGUAAGCGUAUGUUGGCUUAUGGUGGGAUGACCUGAUGUUGCGUAAAGUGGACAACACACUGGUGCCCUUUAUCUUGGUUAGCUUAGAGGAUUUUAUUGGAACUUUGGUCAUCGCUGUUGUACUUUUGGCUAUGAUGGUUUAACUUUCAACUCUCCGGUUUGCUCUCAUGUUGUUCCUGUCAACAUUCACUGAUUAGUACUGUCUGUCCAAGCUACAAAGUCACAUUUUCUAAAUGGGCAAAGUUUUUAGUCAGUUAAAGGACCAUGCUGUUCUCUGAGGAGACUUAUUUGAUAUGUUUUGGGAGGACUGGCAUCAAAAUUACGUUGUACAGAAUGUUUUGUCAUGAAUGAAUUUCACCCUUUAGCAUACAAUAUGUUAAGAGAUUGUAAGGGAUUUUCAUUGUCCUAAAACAGUGACAGCAAGUAACUUGUAGCCAAUGCUGCACUGGUAAUUAUUCUUAAUUAGAAGCAUCCAAGCCUGUGAGGUUUAUUCUGUGACCUGUAAGACAGACUUUAGGCAGACAUAAGAUCUGGGCCCUUAUGUGGAGUUUGCAUGUUCUCCCUGUGCCUGUGUGGGUUCUCUCCAGGUACUCCGACUUCCUCCCACAAUCCCAAAAACAUGCACAUUAAUUGCCUACUCUACAGUGUCUCUAAGCGUGAGUGUGUUCAUGUGUGGUUAUCUGUUUUUGUGCAUCAGCCCUGUGAUUGACUGGCUUCCAGUCCAGGGUAAACCCCACCUCUCGCCCAUAGUCAGCUGGGAUAGGCUCCAACCCCCCCCACCCCCCUGAAGCAGUUGCACAUGGAGCUAUCCAAUAGAGAUGAUGGUUCCGAUCUUCCCUUGAGAUAUCAGGUUAGAGGACCAAUGGGUCACCUUAAGAUUUAACACAGAGUUUUUUCACUGAAUAGUAACCAAAAUGGUUAUUUGUAGAAUAUAUUGAUGUUGCAUCUUUGCAGCUUGGACAAAAGGUAAUAACCAGAUGUACUCUGACAUCCUUUCAGAACUGUGUGAUUCCCUAGUUAUUGUGCUUGAAUACCACCCUUCCACUUUUUUCUCACACUGUCCCUUGUAUAUAGUUUACACCAUGUUUUUAUCACUCCUGAAGUAACUCAAAUAAGUAAAUAAAAAAAAAAUCUUAACAGGAUGUUGUGGAUGUUGACAGAUGAGCUUUCAAAUUCAUAAACCUGUUACUGUUAAGGUUAACAUUAUUAUGAGACUGAAAGCAUAAGAAAGGAAAAGUGUACUUUUUCCUGUUUCAGAGUCUGCCUUUUUUCCUCCAAGAAAAGGGCUGCUGAAGUUUCAAGAAUGUUUUUAAAAUGUAUUAAAGAUGCUAGAUUACGAAUACAUGUAUGAGGUUUGUCUCUGUUCUGUUUUGGAAAAUAGAUCACAUAUGGAAACACUAUUUACCAGAUUCAAAUUGACAGGAAGGAAGGGAGACCGUGUGUGUCGCAUUUGGUAUGGUCUGGUAUGUGGACUUAACACUAAAUAUUACAGAAAGAAAACCUGGAAUCACAGAAAACAAUAUAACACACUUCAGAAUUGCUUGUCAAACUGUAAUAAAGCAGAAAGAAACAAUCUGAUUGGUUUCCACUUUAGUUUGAAAGGCACUCCUGUACAUAUAACACCUGACACACACUGGUCAACCCUUUCUCCCGCCUUCCACCCCCUCUGUUAGACUAACCAGACUUAGUCUUUUGGCAUGUGGUAGAAAGUGAUAUUCUGUAUUAGACAGCUCCUUUAUAGACACAUUGACAUACCUACCAACACAGGGCUGAAUUAAGGGAAGACUAAGGGAAGAAGAUUAUCUUUUCGAAGUCAACAAGCAAGUCUGAGAAUAAUGGGGAAAAAACAUAAGAUAAAUCGAUGAAUGCUGAGCUCAAACAGUACGUUUGAACUUGAAUUGUCCUUUUAAGAGAGAGACAGCUGUUUCUCUGAGCUGUAACUGGAAAAAGGGUAAAUCCAGAGUAAAGGAGAGUGUUGGUAGUUAUGCACCUGGAGCCCUUAGCUGUGUCCCCCACCUACAGAGGUUUAUCAGCAUCACAGUACUGAAAAGUAAUUUUCUCUCCUUGUGUCUUUUACAAGAUGCUAGUCCAGGAAAACCAAUAAUCCAAAUGUUUAUUUGUGAAGGACAGCAUAAAAUUGGGGAUCUGUGCUGCUUUGUAAGAAAAAAUAUUGAUUUCAUUGCUUUGGUAUGCUUUAUUUAGAGUGUUCCAGAUUUUUUAGUCACAUGUGCAAUUCUGCCAUUACAAACUGAAAGGAAAUUAGGCAAAAGAAUUUACUUUUCAGCACUGUGGAGUGGAUCCACUGUAGUGUGUGCUGUAUUAUUCUGUAGGGCACAACACUAUAGGAAGAGCAUGCAGAAGACUACAAACAAACUGCUGGUUGUUAGAGGCAUCUGUCCUAUUAGAUAGAGCUCAUCUCCCCCUUCAGUUCUGAAUAUUUGGUAUGAAAGAGAUGUUCAUUGUGAUUAAUUGUUAACCAGUGAUGUGAAUAUUAAUCAUGAAAUAAAAAGAUGAGCAAA